Molecule: messenger RNA, 3121 nt
Organism: Schistosoma intercalatum
Lineage: Eukaryota; Metazoa; Platyhelminthes; Trematoda; Strigeidida; Schistosomatidae
Source: the annotation of a GenBank genome assembly
CAUGAACCUAAUUAAAACAAUUAUGUCUAAUUCAAUGAUCGGUUUAUAUAUCUUAAUAAUCAAAUAACAUAAUAAUAAUAAAUGAUGUAUAAUUUUAUUCAAUAUUUCUUUUUAAUAUUUUAUAAUUUCAUUUAUAUUUCAACUGUAUUAUCAUAUCAAAAUAUAGAAACAAAAUGGAUACCAUUAAUUGGGAAUUGGAUAAUUUCUAAUCAAACUAUAUCAAAACAAAUUUAUACAAAAUUUGGUAUAGAUAGUUAUAGUACACAAUGGAUAAUUGAUAAUAAUAAUAAUAAUAAUAAUAAUCCUUUUAUUGAUGAUAAUGAUGUAAAAUUAAGAUGGAUAGCAUAUGAUAAUUGGACAUUUACUAAAAUUUUUAUCAUUGAACAAUUCAAUUUCAAUAAUACUAUAGAAUUAUAUAUAGAUGGUAUAGAUACAUUUUGUGAGAUCAUUUUAAAUAAUCAUUUAUUAGAAGUUACAGAGAAUAGUUUUUUAUCAUAUACAUGGAAAAUUAAUCAUUUAUUAAACUUAAAACGAAUAAAUAUAUUAGAAAUAAAAUGUAUAUCAACUGUAUUAAUGGCAAAGAAAAAAGCGGAACUAAUGAAAGUUAGAAAAAAAUCGAUUCCACCACCAUUUUGUUGGCCAUCUAGAUUUCAUGGUGAAUGUCAUGUAAAUCUUGUUAGGACAACACAAUCAAUAUUUGGUUGGGAUUGGGGAUUAACUUUACCUAUUCAAGGAUUAUGGACAUUACCUCAGUUGGUGGUUUCACCUUCAGGUUUAAGAUUCGGUGAAAGAUUUAAAUUCUAUGCUUAUUCACAACAUGAUCAAUUUAAAUUAUGGAGUGCUGAAAUUGAUGUAGAAAUUGUAGUCAAUAUGCCGUCAUACAAUCGUCUAUCAAAAGCAUGUAUCUAUUCAUAUAUCGAAGAAUUAAAUGUAUUUGGAAGAAAGUGUUUUGGAAUGGAAAAUGAAAUGAUCACUAUGGAGGUGUUACGUAAUCAAUCAAAAGUUAAAUUAUGGUGGCCUAUUGGUACGGAGACUGGACCAUAUCUUUAUACAUUAGUACUCUACUUAACAGUUGGUUCCAACAAGAUUGUCGAUAAAAAAGAAUAUUCAAUAGGUUUUCGUGAAGUGGAGUUAAUUGAGGAUUAUGUGGAUUCAUCACACAUUGAAUUAGGUCGAACAUUUUAUUUUAAAAUUAAUGGUUUGCCAAUAUUCAUAACAGGUGCUAAUUGGAUACCUGCAAGAUAUAUGCCAGGUAGACAGUAUAUUUUAAUGCAUAAUGUAACGAAUGAUCGCAUUUGGUUAGAAAAACGACUUCUUCGUUCAGCAAGUCUAUCAGGAAUUAAUCUAAUAAGAAUAUGGGGAGGUGGACGUUAUGAAGAUGAUGAAUUUUACAAAGAAGCAGAUAGGCUUGGUUUGAUGAUAUGGCAUGAUAUGAUGUUUGCAGUAGCUACUUAUCCAGAUAAAGAAAGAAAUGAUACUGUUGAAAAAGAAAUCAGAAGGCAAAUAUCACGAUUACACUAUCAUCCAUCUAUUAUAGUUUGGUCGACAGAUAAUGAAGUGAAACAAGCUAUUGCAAAUGGUUGGUAUGGUCCACCGAUGGAUUUAACAUUAUUAGGUAUAUUUAAAUCUAGAUUUGUCGAGUCAAUAUUUAAUGUGAUCAAUGACGAAGAGAAUGGUCGAGGUUCAGCCAGACGUUGGGAAGCUUCAAAAUAUAAACCUAGAAGAUGUCUUAUCUCUUCACCUGGUAAUGGAUAUCUAACAGAGAAAUUCAAAGGAUUGGAUCCGGACCCAGAUAACCCACUAUAUGGUGAUAUACAUUAUUACACGUAUUCUGGUGAUUUAUGGUCAGAAUCUAAUUAUGUACUGGGACGUUUUAUAUCAGAAUUCGGCAUACAAUCUAUUCCAUCUCCAUUAGCUUGGGCCAGAUCAAUUUCAAAUAUAUCGAAUCCAAAACAAUGGGAUGUAUUCGGUUCACUGAUGGACCAUAGACAACAUCAUCAAUUAGGUCAUCAAAUGCUCAGAUUAGCGCUUGAGUAUAUCACGGAACCAGCAAAUAGACAAGAUCCGAUUCGUAAUUACAGUCGAAAAGGUAGAAUAAUUCAAAUUAUUAUAAGAAAUAAUUUACAUUCUAUAAUAUCUGAUAAAAAUGUAUUAUUAUUAGAUAAACCAAUACAAAUUAAAAUAUGGCCUAAAAAUGCUGGAAAAACUUUACAAAUUAAAUCAAUCAAAUUAUUGAAUAUAAUGAAUAAUUUAUUAAAAAUUCAAAAAAUGGCACCAUUUUUAACUAAUUAUAUUUAUGAAAUUAUAAUUGAAUCGAAAUCACCAGAAUUAUUUAUUAAUUUGGAUAUAGAUCCAAGACUUGAUGUAGAAUUUUGGUUUUCAAUAAAUGGUUUUCAUUUAAUAAAUGAAAAUGAAAAAAUAAUACAUUUAUGUAUAUCAGGAAAUAAAACAAUUUCAAUAGAUGUAUUAAAACAAUAUUUAUGGAUUGAAUCACUUGCAACAUUGAAUAUGAAAGAAUUGUGACAAAAAAUUUCUUUUGAUAAUUUACUUUUUAUUAUAUUCUGGUUUAAAAAUUAUUUUUUCUUAAAUGUUUUUAAUUCAGCAAUAGAUUAUAUAUGUUGUAUGCUUUUAUAUAUAUUUUUGUAGUGGCUACUUACAAGUAGUUUGUUGAUUAAAAGUAAAAUGUUUUACUAGCAUAGAGGUCGUGGAGAUUAUUAAGUUUUUGAUUGAGAUCAUGAACCGAUUGAUGUUAGACCACCGUUGGAAUCCUGGAAGCACUGGACGACCAUUUCGUCCUAUUGUCGGGUAAAGACAGGUAUCUACCUCAGUACAAUGGAAGAUGGUCGCGCAAUUUCGUGGAUUGGUUGAUGUUAGACACUUACCAUUGGAUGCCGGCUCAGUGGUCCAGUAGGUUAAGCGUUCGCGCACGAGACCGAAGGCCCUGGGUCCCGCGAGCGGGAUCGUGGAUGCGCACCGCUGAGGAGUCCCUUACUAGGACGAAACGGUCGUCUAGUGCUUCCAGGUUUCCAAAGAUGGUGGUCUAACAUCAAUCGGUUCAUGAUCUUAGUCAUAAAAUGUUUUACUGAAAAAUUGUUAUAAAACGGAGUAGACAUAAUCAGAC